Messenger RNA from Acaulospora morrowiae, 228 nucleotides. Lineage: Eukaryota; Fungi; Glomeromycota; Glomeromycetes; Diversisporales; Acaulosporaceae. The record is from the annotation of a GenBank genome assembly.
AUGGACACAUUUAAGAAUCCGAAAUUUUUGAAUAAGUUUGUAAAAAAUUUUGAGCAUAGCUCAUUUAUAAAUGUCGAACCUACUUCAACAGCGAUUAACGUUAAGAAAGCUUACUUAAAAGAACUUGGUGAAAAUGUCGCUCUUAAGUAUUUAAGAGAUGAUAAGUAUAAGAAUGCCGAAGAAUAUUAUGAGAAUUUUGCCAGAGAGCGAUUAUAUAGUCAAGUUUAA